AUGGAUUCUGCAGGCGCUUCUCAGAUCGUUAGCGCAUUGGAUGUUAUCUACUCCCCUAAAUCUAACAACUCUCAACGACAAGAAGCUCAGAAAUUUUUAGAUGAAGUAAAACUUUGUUCGGAAUCUCCUUUCUGGGGAUAUGAAAUUGCAUUGCAAAACCCCACUAAUUCUAUACUGAAAUACUUCGGGCUGGGAUUGUUAGACCAUGCAGUGAAGAAAAACUGGAGUGAUUAUGACGAGGGGAAAAGAGUGGCCUUGAGAAAAUGGGUCAUGGAGCUCAAUUUUGGGGUGCAAGAUUAUGAUACCAGAUAUAUCAAGGAAAAAUUGGCCACUUUAUGGGUAGAAGUAGCAAAAAGAACAUGGGGUGAAGCCCUUAAACAAACGAACCCUACAGAAGAGCAGUUGCUCGCAUCGUGGGUGGACAUGGACAACAACCUUUAUGAACUUUGGAACAUCAACCAAUCGUCAAGAGAACUAGCAUUAAUAAUUUUCAGAAUCCUUUUUGAAGAUGUUUUCUUAUUGGAUGAUUUAAUUGUCCUGAAGAGGAUGACCGUUAUUCAGCCUUUAUGUGUAAUGAUCGUUUGCCCCAUUGAAGUUUUUGCCAUAAAAUAUAAAUACAGCGAUAAAUGGACCAAGUUCAAGGCAAAUGAGGAAGGCUGGUUUUCUAUUUGGAUUCCCGAAUUAAACAAUGCAUUACAACAAAACAAUUCUGAAUAUAUCAUAAGACUCUUAGAAACGUUGAAAACGUGCUUGAACUGGCCAUUGACUGAAGUCAUUGUAAGAAACGACGUAUUAACCUCCCUAUUAGCCUGCCUUUCCAGCAACAUCCCCAAGGCGCAAUCAAUGGCGUUAGACUCGAUACACAUAUUGUUGACCCGCCCUUAUAGUAACGAAAGCCAUUAUCAAAUGACUAUAGAUAGAGUGUUUGAUAAUAUGGACUUGUUAGAUGGUGUUUAUGAAAGCUUAUUGUUUGAUCCUACGGAUGAUAUUGACGAAAUAAAAUAUCCCAUUAUAAAAAAAUUCGUGGAUAUGAUUAGUUGCCUUUAUGUCUGUGUUCCCAAGAUCAAAGAGACGAAUGCUCAAAUUCAAAAAUAUUUCAAGCUCGUAUUAAAGACUACGUAUAAUCCAAGUUUAAUUGUUAGUGGAUUGACAUUGGACUUGUGGUGUACUUGUCUUCGAAAUGAUGAAUACUUGCCCAACCUCGAGAAAUAUAUCAUCCCGGAUUUAUUACAGUUUGCCGCGGAUGCCCUAGUAUAUUAUGAGCAAAUUGAUGGCCAUAUUUCCAAAAAAUUUGCUGAGAUUGAUUUUCAAUCGAAGUCCGAGUUUCAAACAUUCUGUUCCACCUAUAGGAAAAGAAUAAGAGACAUCAUUAGAUUGAUUUCGUGUGUGGAGCUAGAUCUCACCUAUGAUUGGUUGAACAACAGGCUGAACAGCUAUUUCAGUUCUUCAUUUGGUCAGCAGGUCUUGAGUUCUACCUUUUUGGAUCAUAAAUUAGAGCCUUAUUUGGGUGCUCUUUCUCAAUAUAUGAUUGUGGAAUGUUUCAUUAAUGGUUGUAUAAGAUGGAAAAUUUGGUACCCAGCAGGAGACGAUUAUGACGAAAAACUAGACUCGAUAUUACAAAAACUGGAGAUCUUAUCAAACCAGUUAAUUGCAUUAAAUUUGAGAGAACCAUUAUUAUUGAAGAAACAAAUUCAGAAUUUUGCCCUUUUUUUGACAAUGUUAAAAGAUAAUGUGCUUUUCACUCUUUUAGAAAAGAUCAUAACUAGCGCUACAAUGGAUUAUCCUGAAAUUAAUUUAGAGGAGAGGGGUGCUGAAUCAGACGCAGUCCGAGACUUGAGAUAUGCCUGUGGCAUUGAACUUAAUCGAAUGGCUUUGUUGAUGCCCGAAUCGCUGAAAAAAAUUUACCCAGACUUGGAAAGCGUCAUUGCCAGAAUCAUGCCCAACUUAUCUUACCAUGAGAAAAUUUCAUUCAAAUCCUUUUUAUUGAUCAUUGUACUAAAAUCCUCACUAGAUAUGAAAGAAGAAAGAUUUGCUGCCAUUGUAGAUCCUGAACUUUUAGCCUGGUCUGACAAGACUACGGUGGUUGGUCUUUCUGAUUUGCAUUGGUUUAUGGAACGUUUAGGCAUUGUUCAAAUUGCAGAAUAUUUCCAAAGGCGCGACAUUAACGAAAACAGUGAUCUUCUAUCUAUCUCAAUUGACGAUGAGGGAAAAGAAUUAAAAUCUGAACUGACCAAACGUUGGCAAAGUUUAUUUCCUGUUCGAGCAACAAGAAUGUUCAUUCAUUAUUCGAUGCAGAGUAUAAAGACCGAUGAAGAAUUCAAAAUGCUACAAGACUUAUGGAGACCUAGAAUCGUCCCGAUCUUGCCAUACAUCACAAGAUUGUUGUACCAGUUACAAUCUUACCAUGACUCGGAUAAUUGGAAGGGAUUGCCUACGGUUGUGCAAUCUUUCGUUAAAUAUUCCACUAUUGAAAGAUUUUGGGAGGCCGGCGCUUCGAACAAAUCAAAGGAUGAAUUCAUUGAUGAACAUAUGAAGGCAAUGCAGACUUUGAGAGACUUCGCGGACUCUGUAGGACACAUUAUUAGGUACACAAGAGAAUAUACUCUACUUGUUCUAAGUGCCAUAUCAUCGCUUGGUAGCGUCUUUUACCUUUUGGACGACUCACCCGAUUUACUUCUGAAUUCGAUUGCUAUAUUCAAACCAGGUACCAAUGAGAUAAGUCCGGGUGUCUCAACGCAUGGCUGGAAGCACAUAAUGAACAUAGCCAUUCGCCCUAUAUUGAAAGGUUGUCCAAAAGAUUGCCUGGAGAAAUUCAUGCCAGCAUUUCUACCGAAGUUGUUUGAAAUCUUAGAUAUGCUACUUUGUCAAAAAUGGUCCUCACAUAUGAGCGAUAUGGACAUGAAUCCAGUUCCUACGGACGAUGAUCAAAUGACUGAAGAAAUACUGGAAGAGAAUUUAUUAAGACAACUAACCACAGUUGUUGUUCGAAUAGUGAUUGAUUGUGUUGGACAAGGUAACGCCAAUCCAAACAGUGCUAAAAGUAGACUAAACAACCACCAAAUUGAGAUGAGAAAGAUCAUAUUUAAUGAUUUAAACACUCUUGCCCCAUUUUUGAAACUUUUGAACCAUUUAGUUUCAUUCAAAGAUACCAAAUGCUCGUUCAAUUCUAUCCUAGUGAUGAAAUGUUGUUUGACUUCAGUUCUUAAUCAAAACAAUACUGUUGAUGAAUAUUUUACAUUUGACGUAAUGAAAAAUCUAUUGCUCAAUGUAUUGUGUAAUAGCGCAUUCAAGGAUUCUUUCCAUGAAGCACUGUAUGUUUUCACCGUGAUCUUUUUAACACUGUGUAAAGAAUAUCCAUCCGCUAGGGCAUUCCUGUUUGAGAUAUCUAACGGCUACAAUAUUGACGAUCUCUACAAGAAUCUGAGGAAUGUAGACGAAUAUAAAACACAGAGAGCGCUCAUGAUUGACUUCAUAGAUUGGGUGAAGGCUACAAAUGGAAAGGAAGAUGGUAAUGUAGACCAUGCAGGCGAUGAGAGGAAACGGCAAGAGAAAAGGGAAGCUAUUUUAAAGAAAGCAAAUGAGAGAUUAAUCAAAAAGAAUAAGGAAAAUGGUGACAUGCUGGAUGAUCCGAAUAUUGAAGACGGCGCUGUAGGUAAUCUCUUCGAUGAUAACUGA
Messenger RNA from Saccharomyces kudriavzevii IFO 1802, 3675 nucleotides. RefSeq names its product karyopherin MSN5 (gene MSN5). Bases 1 to 3675 code for a protein of 1224 amino acids. The transcript has a single exon. The record is from RefSeq and is a predicted model, not a curated record. Gene Ontology annotation, biological process: RNA export from nucleus; protein export from nucleus. NCBI's taxonomy places the organism in Eukaryota, Fungi, Ascomycota, Saccharomycetes, Saccharomycetales, Saccharomycetaceae. Gene Ontology annotation, cellular component: cytoplasm; nucleus; RNA nuclear export complex. Gene Ontology annotation, molecular function: RNA binding; nuclear export signal receptor activity.